AUGAUUAUUUUAAAGAUAAUUGAUCAAUUUUAUGAGUCGACUGAUAGUGAUUUACAAUAUAUGAGUUUAAGAAAUGAGUUUACACUGAACGAUAUCGAUAAUGAUGUCUCGCUAUUAAUGAAUAAGCUUGUGUUGCCGAUUCUUUUACAGGAGACAAAUAUGGAUAUUAUCAACUUAGUAUGUUAUGAACUCCUUCCGCGAUUUAUUGAAUGUAUAAGGUCAAACUACAGUGUCAACAUGGAUGUGUUUAAGUUAAUUGAAAACAAAAUUUUAAAUCCAAUUGUGGCAAAUAUUAGAAUUGAAAACAGAUCUUUAAUUUUUCUUCAAUGCUUUAAAGUUUUAUUUAAUAAAAUCUCAAAUUUAAUUGAUAUCGAUCAAAAGGAAAGAAAUCGUACCGGAAAGUUCAACAUCUCUUCAAUGGUAGUUAACUCUGAUGCUUCAUUCGUUUUUAGGUUUUUAACAAAUAUCAAAGAAACUAAACUAAUUGAAACUGAGAAAUAUUUAUGUUACGAAGCUUUAAAUUAUCUGUUACCAUUAUAUUUUGAUGGACAUACUCAUUACAUACCUAAGGAUAUAUUGAUCACAUUAUUGAAAGAAUAUUCACGUGAGGAAUUGAUUAACCCUAAUGCCCAACUUUUAUUGAAUAACCUUUGUCGUCUUACAAGUCCUAUUGAAUUAAGUUAUGCUUCUGAACAUAUAGAUGAUUGUAUAUUGUUAGAGAUGUCAAAAUGUUGGUAUAAGUUUAAUAUUUUAGUUGAUGAGUAUUUCGAUUCAAGGUUACUUCCAAAACUGGAAAUCACCAAAAUAAUAGAUAAAUCAGAUUUUAUUAAUACUUUAACUAUUAUUAAUAAUUUUGAACCAUAUUAUUCAACGAGGAUUUUACAUAUUGGGUUACCAUAUUUGGCUCAAGAUAGUGUGAUACGUUUAAUGAAAAGUUGUAUAAGAUUAGUGAAUAUUCUAGAUAUUGAUAUUAGUGAGAGAAAACUCGAUAACGAUCUUUUGUCUAAGUCAAGUAAUCAUAUAAGUGACGAUCAAUACAAUAGCGAUAAAAUUACUAUAAAAUAUAGAAAUGGCGAGCGUUCUCAAAAUAAUCUCAAGAAGAAUGUAAUACAAAAUGAAGUUUCAAAGGAUGAUAAAUAUUUAGAGGAGUUAUCAUUAGCAACUGAUACAUACGAAUAUGGAAAUGACGACGAAGAAGAAGAAAGUAUUUUGAUGGAAGAUGAAUAUUAUGAUGACACAAAAAGAAGUAAAGAUGUAUCUGAUGGAGAUGAUAGUAGAUCGACAUAUAGUAAUGAAAUAGCCACCAGCGACGAAUUUGUUAACAUUGAAGAACAUGACAAUGAAGAAGAAAUCCAACAAGUAAGGUUAAUAAAAUCUAUGGUUUUAACCAUUCUUCAAAACUGUGAUAUAUCGUUACAAACAGAACGAUAUUUUAUGGAAAUGGAAGAUAUUUCCUUUUAUGCAUGUUUUAGAGAUAUGGGAUUAGAAGCAGAUAAGAAUGCUAUAGUCACACUAUUUAAAUUCCCAAAUGUCAAAGAAAUUAAUUUAAAAGCCAUUCUUACAGAUGAUAAUUAUUAUCAAGAAUAUUCAAAGGAUGAUAUUUUUUCUACGUUAGAUUAUCAAUCUGCAAGUUCUGUAGAUAAUUUAACAGGUUUACAAUUCUGUAUCGACAUAGUGGAGAAAUUAAUUCGUGAUGAUAAUUUUGAACUUACUAAACGAGAUCAAUCGAUUUUAUCAUUGAUUGUCCUACCACAUAUCAAGAAGAAUAAACAAUUUAUACGAAUAUUAAAAGUGGGGAAUAUGAAACAAAAAGUGGAUGAUGGUCUUGCUACUCGAACCUCUAUUUAUUCAAUAUUAUCACAAAUGGAUAAAUUACCAUAUAAUGUUGAAUGUAAAAUAUUAGAAGAAGUUGUAAUUCAUGGUUUAAAGGAUAAGAAUAGCACGAUACAAUAUUUAUCAGAAAAGAUAGUUGAAAAAAUUUUAAGCAAUUAUUACAACACUAUUCAAGGGUUAGCACAAGGUUGGUAUCAAGUUGCAAUCAUGAACAAAUUAUUAGAUAUAAUAUAUGGAUCAUCUACUAUAUCCUCGAUGGAAACAUCUGCAUUGUCAAAUAUUAUCGAUACUUACCCAUCUACCCCUCCAAAGCGCGAUGACUAA
Molecule: messenger RNA, 2157 nt
Organism: Maudiozyma saulgeensis
Lineage: Eukaryota; Fungi; Ascomycota; Saccharomycetes; Saccharomycetales; Saccharomycetaceae
Source: the annotation of a GenBank genome assembly